Strongylocentrotus purpuratus (purple sea urchin) is the source of this 3784-nucleotide messenger RNA. RefSeq names its product adipocyte plasma membrane-associated protein. Gene Ontology annotation, biological process: biosynthetic process. Bases 232 to 1485 code for a protein of 417 amino acids. Gene Ontology annotation, molecular function: strictosidine synthase activity. The transcript has 10 exons. The record is from RefSeq and is a predicted model, not a curated record. NCBI's taxonomy places the organism in Eukaryota, Metazoa, Echinodermata, Echinoidea, Camarodonta, Strongylocentrotidae.
AUAAAGUGUUGCAUGUUGUGUGAUUAACUGUUUUGUUAUUUAAACCAUUCCAAAAGUUACUGCACAGUGUCAGUGAAUUUAAAACACUGGCCAGGAGAGGAAAGAGGUUACUAAAACUUAGAACAGAUAGAUCGAUAGAGAGAGAGAGAGCUAGAGCGGCGAGAUCGAGAGGUGCCCGUCCCCCAGGCUCUGCGGGAUAUCCCUUGAAAGUACCGGAAUACAUAAGUAACGAUGGCCAAUACUGAAGGAAUUAGGCACCGUAAACCAGAGGCAACUGAGGAUGACAGGCAAAGUGUACCUCCCAAGCAGGGGAAGAGAAAUUUAAAGGAGCAGGGGAUGGUGACAAAGUGCUGCAGCCUUUGUUUUUCAUUAUUCAAGAUCUCUCUUCUGAUUGUGCUUGCAUUGACUAUACUCAUCACGCUCAAAACUUCUCCUGUAGAACCAGAGGCAUUUGAGUUGCCUCCUCCUAGGCCAUGGACAGGAGCUUUGGCCCCCAACAACAAACUCCAGAAAGCUCAGAAGCUCCUAGAAGGCAGAAUCAUUGGACCCGAAUCAUUGGCUUACAAAAAUGGCCGCAUUUAUACAGGUACCUAUGAUGGUAAAGUCGUAGAGAUUAGCAAUGAGAAAGACAUCAAAGUUAUCGCACAACUCGGUACUCCUCCAUGUGGCACCAGAGAAGACGAGAUGAAAUGUGGUCGUCCGCUUGGAAUCAGGUUCAUCGAUGAUAAACUCUACAUGAUGGAUGCUUACUAUGGGCUAUUUGAAGUCGAUGUGAAAGGAGAAUCCCUUCCCAUUGAACUGAUUUCAACUCAGAGGAGUUACAAGGGACAUCAGAUGAGAUUCGGCAAUGAUUUUGAAAGACUAGAAAAUGGAGAUUUUAUCUUCACCGAUUCUAGCUACCGCAAGUACCGCAAGGACUAUGCGAUGCUUACUUUGGAAAGCAAAGAUUGUGGAAGGCUGAUAUGGUUCAAUCCUGUGAGCAAAAUGAGUGACCUGUCAAUGGAUAAAUUACACUUUCCCAAUGGAGUCCAACUCUCACCUAAGAAAGACUUUCUCCUCAUUGCAGAAACAUCAAGAUACCAAAUAUUAAAGUAUUACUUGACGGGGCCUAAGACUGGAUCAACAGAAGUCUUCAUUGAUAACCUACCAGGGAUGCCUGACAACAUUAGACCCAGUCGUGAUGGAGGAUACUGGGUUGGUAUGGCUUUUGCUAACGGCAGGAGAGGACUUCUAACCAUGGACCUCAUUGCCCCAUAUCCUUGGCUUAAGCGCUUCGUAGCAAAGAUCAUCGAUCCUGUUAGGAUAAUGCAAUUCUUGCCUCAGUAUGGUCUCAUCAUAGAGCUGAACCAGAAAGGAGAGAUCAUCCAGAGUCUACAUGACCCCACAGGAGAAAUUGCGCCUUCCGUCAGUGAGGUCCUCGAUACAGGAGAUGCUCUUUAUCUGGGCUCCUAUCAUGCCCCUUAUCUACUCAAACUAGAUAUGUAAUGGUAUAGUGCAUCAAUGAUUUCAUGGUUACAUAAUACCUUGGUCAGUAUGGACCUUGAAUAUGUUCUACAUAUGAUUUUGUUUUUUAGGUGUCUUUCCCAGUCUUUGACUGUGCUUUGAGAAAAGUAAGAAAUCAUACAAACAUGAUGAACCUCUUAGUGCAAUCCUUGGCAUGAAUAGAGUUGUUUACUUUUGUUAAUAUCUAAAUAUGAUUUGUAAAUCCAGGUUGAUCAGCUUUAGACUACGUUAAUUGUUGCGCUUCACCAGUGAUCUACAGUCACACCAGGUUGGUAAUCACUUGAUAUUAAAAUCAAGGUAAACGUAUGUUUGGUGUUGAAUAUAGACCUCAAGUGAACUUAGUGAAGAUUAGUACUAUACAUGUAUUACCACAUUAUGGUGAACUGUGACUCGAAUUUGUGCCGUUUGUCUAAAAGCAAAAUGAGAUGGGAACCUUCUAAAGGCUUCAUCAUUGUUUGUGUAAUCGUGUAGGAAAUUGAAAUUAAUUAUAGUUUAGCGUUUAGAAAAACCACUGAAAUUAUGUGUGUGUAUGUGGUAUAGACCACUUACAAAGUUUCAUACUUAGACACAAAUAUAUGUUGAUUUUUGUAAGUGCAACGAGUUAAUGACUUUGAAAAUGGAAACGAUGGUUUCAUUGUUUUGGUGAGCAAGUUAAGGACCCAUUUAGGUAUAGAUUUUGCAAUAACACAUUUUUACCCUUUUCAUGUCUAUAUUCUAAGACAGGAGGAGGAAUGUCUCUUUUUUAAAAAUCCUUUACAGUUGAUAAUCCUGCAUUUAUGAAUGCACAGUGAUAUGUCAUUGUGAUCCAUCCCCAGAUCCAUCAUUCCAAAAGUGUCUUCAAUAUAAGUGGAAAUCAUCUCAUUAUAUAAUUGUUAUAUAGCAAAGGUGUCUUGUUUUUGUGUAUAUGCCUAAUCUUUCUGAAGUACAUGUAUUAUAAUUGAAUGGUGUAUUGUAUUUAUUGCAAAGUAAGAAAGAGUUGGGUUACAUGUUUAACAAAAGGCGAUAAUGUGUGCUCGAUUUUUUUUCAACAAAUAUCUGUGGAGAACUUGUACCCCAAUGUCAAGUAAAAUACCCCAGAAUGUAGACCUUUACUUUUUCCCAUCCAAAGCUUUGAAUAUCAAACUAAUUGUUCAUGACAAUUUAACAGGUUCCAUCACUUGUAAAUUUCUGGAAAAUAUUUACUGGGAGAGACUUACGACACCAGACUGCACUUACUGGUAAUGCAAAUCUUUGGAUUUAGUUGUGUCACGAACAGUAGGCCAAGUAGGAACAUGCAAGAUUAUUCCUUUCAGCUGUAGUCAGGACCUUCAUAUAGUCAAGCACAUCUUUAAUAGCAGAAAGUGCAGCUGUAAGAUGCAUCAUCAUUUUCUUCCAGUUGUUGUUGAGAAAUUAUAUUUACAAUUCUAAUUCAACCAGUCAGGGCCAGAGUGUAUUGUGAUAUGUACUUUCAGAAUUGUGAUACAAUCAUCAUGUCAAUGUACCAUGUACAUCAUAAUUUUGUGACAGCAGACGGUUAUAUUUUGUAUAAUAGAGCGGGGGGGGGGGGGUGGGGAUCUUAGUAGAACUGGUCUUUUUAUGUCCCCAAUGCCAUGUGCCCAUUUCCAGUUCCACAACAUAAUAUAUAUUAAACAAGCCUCAACUGUCUUCCCCAUCUUUGUGGCAGAACUAUUGUUUUUCCUCUUGAUCAUACUGUGUGUCCCAAUUCUAGAGAAUGUAGACCAUCUCUGGAAAGGAGUUAAAAUUGGAAAUUGCCCUUUUUCAUUCUACCCCCGACUCUUUCAAAGAUUUCAUCAGAUUGAGCCAAAAACUUACUCAAACUGGAAAAGUUAAACAUAUAAUGGGUGUGCAUCAUUAUAGCUAGUCUUCCUAACAUAAUUUGAUUAAAACAAAUAUAUGCAAGUACUAAUAGUUGAGAUCAGUCAGUACUGUUUAUGAUUACCCUUUUAUGAUGCAAUAUUUGUGGAUUUUCUUCUUUUUUUCUUCUAAUAUCAGUUUUUAAAUGUGCAAGAAAAUUUCCUCAUGUAAUUUGUUACUUGUACAGUGUUGUGUUUGAUGUUCAUGAAAUGAAUGAAUAUUAAGGGAAUAUAGCAAAAGAGUUCUGAAUAUAUAUAAGCUAAAACAUUUGAUUUUACGUUUUACUGAUACAUGCUAUUGUUUUAUUACAACACAAGAUACAUGUAAAAGACUAUAAGUCUUUCUUAUAACAUUAAUUUUUUAAUCCAUGGAUCAUGAUGUUAUCAAAUGUCUGAUAAAUAAAACAAUUUCAAGAUAAACAGAGAAA